GGCCGCCGCCAUUUUGUCCUGCGGAGGCAGUACUUAGGGCGCAGCGCCCGCGCCGCCGCCAUUGCAUCAGCGCCGAGCGCCGCCCGCCUCGGCUCCCUCUUCCCUCCCCUCCCUGCCGCGCCGUCCUCGCCUCCGCCAUUUCGUGGCCGAGUGCUGCCCGCGGAAGACCGGCGCCGCGGCGGAGCCUCCCGCCUUCCCCCCCUCUCGCGCUCCUGUUCCCAGCGGCGCCUCGGUCCGGCCCGGCUCGCGCAGCUAUGUCGUCCACCCCCGAGUACGCCUCCUUCUUCGGCGUGAUGGGCGCCUCGGCCGCCAUGGUCUUCAGCGCCUUGGGAGCUGCAUAUGGGACAGCAAAGAGCGGCACAGGUAUUGCAGCCAUGUCUGUCAUGAGGCCUGAGCUCAUCAUGAAGUCCAUCAUCCCUGUAGUCAUGGCGGGUAUUAUAGCGAUCUAUGGCCUCGUCGUGGCCGUGCUUAUCGCCAACGCGCUCUCAUCUUCCAUCACAUUAUUCAAGAGCUUUCUUCAGCUGGGUGCUGGCUUGAGUGUGGGCCUCAGCGGCCUGGCUGCUGGCUUUGCCAUCGGCAUUGUGGGUGACGCAGGCGUCCGGGGGACAGCACAGCAGCCCAGGUUAUUUGUGGGCAUGAUCCUCAUCCUGAUCUUCGCUGAAGUCUUGGGGCUCUACGGCCUCAUUGUUGCCCUUAUCCUCUCCACAAAGUAAACGUUGCAGUAUGAUGUAAAGAGAUGUAACAAAUCCAUGUUUCAAACAAAAAGCUCCAGAAUGAAAAUGGUCUCUCCAAUGUGUACAGUUGUCCCAAUUUGGUAGUUGAUCUCUUGUAAAUGCGCAAUGUAUGUUAGUGACUCGUCUGUCCUGUGUGUACUUCAAUAUUAAAUUGGAUGGGCUGCUCCAAGCCUGCUGCAUGGCUUGGGGUGGCCUGUGUGCAAUUUUCCACCCAUUGCUGUUAGUACUUUACGUAUAAAUAUGAACUAGAAAUGUAAUUUUUUCUCUUCACUGGAUGUUUAUAUAUAAAAGACUUGACAUGUUCAUACAUCUAUGGAGCAAGGAUUUUCAAUUUCCCAUGCUAUAUAUAUUAUAUAUAGGUAGAUUACACUGUGGGGUCAAUUGUAAGUGCAGAGAAUUCCUUUGGAUGUAACUUUGAUUCUAAAGAUUGCUGUAGUGUCAUGGUAUUGGAGUAUGAGAAUCUUGUGUUUUAUUACAGCAAUUGUCUGAAACACUCCCGUGUUUCAGUAGUAACGGUGUAUGCUCCGGCAUCAGAGUUGUGCACCCAGUGUUGGGUUACAAACUUAAACCAUGUUUCCGAAUAAAACUUCCUCACUACACUGCUGUAA
Molecule: messenger RNA, 1342 nt
Organism: Strigops habroptila (Kakapo)
Lineage: Eukaryota; Metazoa; Chordata; Aves; Psittaciformes; Psittacidae
Gene: ATP6V0C
Product: ATPase H+ transporting V0 subunit c
Exons: 3
Coding region: 255-713 (152 amino acids)
Biological process (GO): proton transmembrane transport
Cellular component (GO): proton-transporting V-type ATPase, V0 domain
Molecular function (GO): proton-transporting ATPase activity, rotational mechanism
Source: RefSeq, a predicted model, not a curated record